CUGCCUACUUCAUAAGAUGCUUGUCAGAUGAUUCUUCUGUUUAUACAUGAGUAAAUGAUCAUAAUUAAUGUGUUUGUUGUUUCAGGAUCUGUGAAUGAGACGAUCUUUUGCUGUGGUCUUUAUAUUCUCAGACCUCUCAUGUUGCUCUUUGCUGCUCCAUAUAUAAAUGAGUUUACAGGCAACAAUAAUUGGUGGUUAAAGUAUAUGAGUUAUAGAACAGAAUAUCUUGUUUUCUCAACUGUUCUUUAUUCAGUUCUUUUUUAUUCAUCCUGGGAAAAAGGUUUGAGUUUUGCUGGAUUUAAAGGUGUUUUGAUGAUAAUCCUCUUUGGAAUAGUUCUUCUGGUUUGCAUCUUCUUUAUUAUUUUCUCGUUGGCUGAGAUCUCUGGGAAAGUAAGUGAAAGGAUAACUUACAUAUUCCGUGUUCUGUCUGCUGUAAUCCGUGAUGUUCUGCUCUCAUUACAAUUCAUCCUCCUGUUCUACAUGUUUGGAUCAGCCGAAGGAGGUUUCUUCAUUGUUGCUGUUUUACCUGUGAUAACAACCUCGACCAAUUACAACUGGAAUAUUACAUGUGGGCAAAAGAUGGGAUGUUCACCGUUGGCCAGGAGAUCAGUAUGGUCUACAAUGAUGUUAUUGCUGACUGCAGUAAUGAUGUAUUUCUACAUCAUGGCACUGGAAAAUGAAAAAGAUUGUGUUGGAUGGGCCUGCGUGAUUGGAUUUCUUCAAGUAUUAUGGAUAGUUUGGAAAUGUUUGGGGUCACAUGGAGAUUAUAAUUUCAUUCGUAUCACUGCUGUGUAUGUGUUUGGAUCAGUUGUUGUUGUUUUAAUCAGCGCUCUUUCAUUGAUGACUGAACUGAUACUGAAAACAGUUAAUAGUGAAGGUUUAAUGGGAGAUCUGAGAAUCACUGUGUUUUCGUCUGAAAUCCUCUUUACUCUGUCUGUGCUGAUGUUAAUGAUAUUUGCACCAUGGAUCAAAAAGGAUCUGCAGUAUUGUCAGAUUGGAGCAAGAAGUAAACAAAAGCAAGACAACAGAUCAGACCAACAUUCUGCUACUGCAGCAGCAGGUUCAGAUGAAACUCAAGCUGGUGGAUCAAACCAGAACACAGCAGAAUCUCAUAAAACGCAAUCUCUACUAAAGACUGAAGAUCAGGAUGCUUGAGGAGCUGGAAGUACAGCAGAAACUCAGCUUGAUUCAGUGAAAUCACAAACAUGAGAGAAGAUCAUUGAGAUUCAUCAUGAAGACUAUCAACAUCAAACAUUGCUUGUCAAGUGCUUUUCAGUGGUCUUAAUGGAUGUACAGAAUGACUUUUGCAUUCAAGUCAGAGAUGUGGAUUCAGACUGCAAUUAAUUACCGCACGACCUUGGUGUUUGUAAAAAAAACUAUUGGUACUUGUAAUUAGGCCAGGAAUUUUUACGUGGGUGGUCGGAGAAAGGCAAGGACAUUCUGGAUUCGGAUACCUUACGUCCCCAUGAGAAACAUUGACCAUCCUAAGAGGAAGUAAUUACCAUAUUUAAUCUGAAAGAUGAUGGAUAUGUAUUGCGGAUUGCUUAAGGUUGAGUAAAUCAUGGGGUAAUUUUGAUGUAUCAAAGAUUUUUUUUCUUUUUGUGAAUUGAAAAUGUGUAAAUAUGAUUAAGAGUUGUUUCAUUCAUUUUGUAGUAACAUUUGCUUUGUAAAAAUAAGUUUGAUUUUUAAGAUUCAGCCUAGUUGUAACUAAAAUAUAAACAAAAUAAAUCUGCAGAAAUUAUUCAUGCUCUAGUACAGUAGUAUGUCAGUAAAGGAUUGUAACUUCAGUAAUUCUUCAAUUGCUGGUCUGAAACUUUUAAACAGAAUAUUUUAAGUCAUUAUUUGUGCAUCUGAAACAAAUAUUUUGCAAUGCCCUUGUCUGCGUCUUAAUGCAGCUUAUAGAGACAGAGCGCAGCGCGUCAUAACCUGAAAACCACUCCCACCGGG
Molecule: messenger RNA, 1947 nt
Organism: Paramisgurnus dabryanus
Lineage: Eukaryota; Metazoa; Chordata; Actinopteri; Cypriniformes; Cobitidae
Source: RefSeq, a predicted model, not a curated record